Paralichthys olivaceus (Japanese flounder) is the source of this 2098-nucleotide messenger RNA. It is a transcript of the gene lad1, whose product is annotated as ladinin. The record is from RefSeq and is a predicted model, not a curated record. Gene Ontology annotation, molecular function: structural molecule activity. NCBI's taxonomy places the organism in Eukaryota, Metazoa, Chordata, Actinopteri, Pleuronectiformes, Paralichthyidae.
GUUGCUUACCUUUAUGGUCAUGUGACUCCACCAGGGUAAAGGUGGACUUCUUUGUGUUUCACAUUUGACUGCCGUCCUCUGUGCCAGUCAGUCGACUUUCUCCUGCCUGUGAGCAAAGUGCAACUUUAUUUAUAUAUUAUCACUUUUAUUUCGUUAGCUCAGUAUGUCCCUCAGUCGGAAGAACUGGUCGGCUUUGUCCAGCCUGGCACGCCAGUGGACGAUGGAGGACGAGGAGGAGGUGGAGAGGGAGAGGAGGAGGAGGGUGAAAGGCUCCAGCAGUGCCGCUGACCCCGAAGCACCUCAAGACGCACCCACCAGCGACAGCCCCUUUGGGACAGAGUCCACACGUGAGACGUCCCAGGGCCUCAGCAGUGCGGAGCAAAUCCAGCUGGACUUUGUGGAGAUGCUGCGGGUUCGUGAUGAAAAGCGAAGGUUGAGACAUGUGGAGACACUGAGGCGACAGAAAGAGGAAGAGGACGGUGAAGCAGAGGCAAACAGAGGAGGAGGAGGAGAGGCCAGGGUGGAGCUGCUGGGGGACGUGAAUGAGGAGCCGGGCAACGUGUUUCUCCCUGUGAGAGCCACAUCCAAACCACAACCACUCCCAAAAACAGCCUCUUACAGUCCCAGCAGCAGCAACACCAGCACUGACAUCACCAACAGACACCAAGAAAAUGGCGAGUCGCCGAGGGAAGACCCUGAUCCCACGCUGGCGUCCAACGCGGCUCACAAGUUUGUCAGUUCUGUGUCCAUCUCACUCGACAAGAGUCCCUCCAUCAGUGGACACACAACUCCCAUGAGCCCUUGCUCCCCAACUGCCCCCCGGUCACCUCAAGAACACUGGCCCUCGCCCUGUCAGAGCCCCUCGCCCUGUCAGAGCAACUCACCCAGCGGAGCUCAGAGCCCCUCACCCAGCGGAGCUCAGAGCCCCGUUCAGAACGGACACACACAGGAGACAAACAAGAAUGGCUCUUUCUCCAACGACAACUUUGAUCAGACGACUAAACCUGCCUUUGUCAGACAGAGUUCCAGGACUAUAUCUUUCAGGAUGAUGAGGAAGAAGGAAGAAGAGAGUUCACCUCUGCAGAGGAGUGCGAGUGUGAGGGUGGCCACCAAGAAGUUUGAAUCAAACACAGACCAAAAAGAAGAUGAAGAUAAAUCGUCUUUCAUGAGAAACUGUAGACAGAGGAUUUCAUCCAGAUCCAUCCAGGAGAAGAUGGAGCGACUGGCCCAGGCUGCACAGAAAUCGGACAUAACGCGAUCUCCAGAUGUGACGCAGAGGACCCUUUUCCUGCUGGAAGAGGUGUCCAGGAAGAGAGGUAUCUUUGAGAAGGAGCAGCAGGAAGUGGCCCCCACCAGCCCUGGGGUCUCCAGACCGGAGUUUCAGAGCAUCACGUCAGGAAUGUCACACCGUAUCAACCGCUGGCUCAACAAGACCAAUCAAACUGUGCCUUCACACAGUCCCACUGACUUGAGACACGUGGACAUCACCAGUAAGAGGAGUCUGUUUGAGAAUAGAGGGGAGGACAGGGACUUAAAAGUCCACUCAAAAAAGUGAAGGAUGCUCAAUUAUAUUGUCCAACAGGACUGAGAAGAUGGGGAGAAGAGGUGAAAAGAGGUGGAAGAUAACUGAAUGAAUUCUUCAAGCUUUAUAUGUUGUUUUUUUCUUCACUAAAGUGCAUGUGAGGAAGACAGGAGAAUUUGAAAAGUGAAGUGAGUUGCAGCUUUACAGGACUGACAAAAGAAGGAAUCUGCUUUUAAAGUUAGGCUUCAUGCUUUUUUAACGUUAACUUUUAAAGUAACACAAUUGUCUUUUUUUGAACAUUGAAUAAAAUAGUAAGAUAUUUAACUGAGUCAGGAAAAAGAGUAAAAGAGGAUGAGAAAAAGAAAAAGGGGCAGUGGUGUAUUUGUUUUAUUUGCUGUAACUUUCUGUAAUUUUUCAAGCACUUUAAACAGGUGAAGGUCUUAAAGCCAAUGAAACCAAUGUUUAUUGAAUUACACUUUUAGGAAUUUUUGUCUGAUCUGCCAAAACAUAAUGUUCAUUGUGUUCUUGUGUCCUUCAGGGCAGGAUGGUGUCUAAGUAAUAAAAUGUUUUACUACA